UGGCGGGGCCGGGAGAGUUAAUUCCAACUCCCUCCGGGCGAUUCUGGAGACCAGAGCGCCGAGAGCGCCUCCCAUUGGCCGCGAAGCCGGCUCGGCGCUGAUUGGCUGAGGGUCUCGUCUGUGCCUCUCGGAGGCUCCCCAUUGGCCCGCGCUCCAGUGGCUGGAGUGUGGCGACCCGACCUCCGCAGGUUACUCUUGGUUGAAGCUGCUACAACCUCCGGUGGCUUCCUGGAGACGCUCAUGCCUGGCCAGGGUCCCGACUUCUUUCUCGGAUCCAGAUCUCGUUGCUGUCUCGAGGAAAUCACCGGCUCUUCUCCCGGAUCCUUUUCUUCUCUAACCUGCUGGCUUUCUUUCUCCUGCCUCUCUGGCUUCCAUCUCCCAACUCCGCGGUUCCCUCCUCUACUCCCCUGCCCCCGUCGCCCACCAUCCUGAGCCAUCCCACCUGCAGCCUUCUGUCUUUUGCUCCUCCUUGACCUUAGAUCCCUUGACAAGGAGGGCUCUGCUAUAGCCUCACCAGAGUCUCCCAAAUUUUUCCCUCUUCCCUCUUUGCCAGCUCCUGACUCACAGAUCCCAGCUGACGUUUGACCACUUGACAUUUGACCCUGAAACCCUUGAUUGAAAACCUAAAUUCUUACCUUCUGCAACCUGUACUGCUGAAAGAGGUCUUCCCUUGUCUUCCAACCCCUCUUUCUGCCACCCAUCUUGACCUUCUUACUCUUGGACUAGUUCCUGCUAUAGCUAUCCCACCAUGGACUUCUUGAUGAGUGGCCUGGCAGCCUGCGGCGCCUGUGUAUUCACCAAUCCCCUUGAGGUGGUGAAGACCAGGAUGCAGUUGCAGGGAGAACUGAAGGCCCCUGGCACAUACCAGCGGCACUACCGAAAUGUCUUCCAUGCCUUCAUCACCAUCGGCAAGGUGGAUGGCCUGGCCGCCCUGCAGAAAGGCCUGGCCCCUGCCCUCAUAUACCAGUUCCUGAUGAAUGGCAUCCGACUGGGCACCUAUGGGAUGGCUGAGGCUGGGGGCUACCUGCACACAGCUGAAGGCGCCCACAGUCCUGCCCGCAGUGCAGCAGCUGGGGCCAUGGCUGGGGUCAUGGGAGCCUACUUGGGGAGCCCCAUCUACAUGGUGAAGACACAUCUGCAGGCACAGGCAGCCUCAGAAAUUGCUGUAGGGCACCAGUAUAAGCAUCAGGGCAUGUUUCAAGCGCUAACCAAGAUUGGCCAGAAACAUGGUCUGGUGGGGUUGUGGCGUGGGGCUCUGGGCGGCCUGCCCCGAGUUAUCAUCGGUUCCUCCACCCAGCUGUGCACCUUCUCAUCCACCAAGGACCUCCUGAGCCAGUGGGAGAUCUUUCCUCCCCAGAGCUGGAAAUUGGCUCUGGUGGCUGCCAUGGUGAGUGGCAUUGCAGUGGUUUUGGCCAUGGCACCCUUUGAUGUGGCCUGCACAAGGCUCUACAACCAGCCCACAAAUGCACAAGGCAAGCAUAGGAUCAUCAGUGCCAGUGCAGCGGUGACCACCAUCCACAUGCCAGUGCUCCGUAACAUUUCUCCCUAAGGACCCCAUGCCUGGAGCCGGCUAAUAGCACACGGACCCACCACCUUCCUGACGGGUGACAUAUUCCUCCAACUGGAUUCUGGCAACCUUUAGUUUUUACUUCUCCACAGACACAUGCUCUCCUGCGUCUCAUGCCUGUCUCUCAACACACAUUCUAGAAGCGGGAGGAGGAAGCAAUUUGGACACUGUCAAAUGGGAGAAGUGGUGUGUGGUGACAGAUAGCAACCCUGGUGGCCUGUCCUGAGUCUGGGAGAGAGCCAAGGUGGGGCUCCCAUUACAGCUCUUCAGAAUCCUAUGGGCCCCCUGCAGAGACAGAGGCGUGACAUAGACAAGGGGAGGAGGACUUUCCUCAUCUACCACUGGUCUAUGCAAACCUCCCCAAAUGCCAAGGGAGCUGAGACGCUGCAGAAAGAGACCGAAGCCAGGCAUGGUGGCUCACGCCUGUAAUCCCAGCAGUUUAGGAGGCUGAGGUGGACAGAUUACCUCAGGUCAGGAGUUCGAAGCCAGCCUGGCCAACGUGGUGAAACCUCAUCUCUACUAAAAAUAUAAAGUUAGGCCAGGCGUGGUGGCUCACGCCUGUAAUCCCAGCACUUUGGGAGGCUGAGGUGGGUGGAUCACCUGAGGUCGGGAGUUCGAUAUCAGCCUGACCAACAUGGAGAAACCCCGCCUCCACUAAAAAUACAAAUUAGCUGGGUGUGGUGGUGGGUGCCUAUAAUCCCAGCUACUUGGGAGGCCAAGGCAGGAGAAUCACUUGAACCCAGGAAGCAGAGAUUGCAGUGAACUGAGAUUGUACCACUGCACUCCAACCUGGGAAACAGAGUGAGACUCCAUCUCACAGACAGAGAGAGAGACUGAUGUAUCCAGUUUCUCAGAAAGAAACAUUUAAUAGUGACUUAGAAACAGAAGACAAGUGGCUGCCAGUCAGUCACCCCUGAGUCCCAGGGCUGAAGCACCAUAGGGAAGGAUAUACAUGCUUCAGCAGGAACGUGUGGCACUACUGAAGUCAACUCCUCAGGGAAAGACACAGAAUGCUAUGUGAAUCUACCCAAGAGCAGGAUUUAAGGUCACAGUAGAUAAAGUGGCAAUCUUAGAGACAUUCCCAGAACAAGGGUUAACCAGAGGAUAACAUGGCAGAUCAGUAUCCAAGACGGGGCGGCUUCAUCCUCCACAACAAGCCAGGCUGGGAUCCCUGUUCUGAAACCCAGUGGAACUGCCCCUUGCUUCAUCCCUUGGAAACUCUUAGAAGGUACCAUCCUUCUUGGGAGUCCACGAGGUCCCAGCCUCCAAAGCACCAUAUAAUUUAGCUCUUUUCAUCUGCUUUAUUUAGCCAAGACCACUUCCUUGUAACUUCCACAGGUGAGAUGUUUGGAAGUGGGAAGGGCUUCUGUACUACAUUUGGCAGUGAUCUAGGGGAGAGAGGAGCUGUGGUGAACAGGCCUGCUUCCUAAUUCCUUCUGUUGCCUCAGAUCCGUGGGCAAUGGGAAGCUGCUUAACCGGUUAGACUGUUGGGUUAGUCUUGGCCAUUCCUUCUCAGCCUCCUCUUUUUCUGUCGACCCCUUAAAUGUUGGGCUCCCAGGCCCUGCACACUCCCCUAGAUAGCCUUACCCAUCCACAUACCAGUGCUUCCCAAAUAUUCAUCUCCAUCCCAGACCUCUUUGUCUUUUUUUUUUUUUUUUUUUUGAGACAGAGUCUUGCUCUGUCACACAGACUGGAGUGCAAUGGCCCAAUUUCAGCUCACUGCAACCUCUGCCUCCCCAGUUCAAGUGAUUGAUUCUUCUGCCUCAGCCUCCUGAGUAGCUGGGAUUAUAAGCAUGUGCCACCACAACCGGCUAAUUUUUUUAUAUUUUUAGUAAAGACAGGGUUUCACCAUGUUGGUCAGGCUGGUCUCGAACUCCUGAUCUCACGAUCUGCCUGCCUCGGCCUCCCAAAGUGCUGAGAUUACAGGCGUGACCUGCCACGCCCGGUCCAACCCAGAUCUCUUCUGACUCCCUCCUGGAUACCUCCACUUACAUGUCUCCUUGACAUUUCAAACAACACAUCCUAAGCAAAGCACAUCAUCUUCCUCCAAAACAUGUCCCUAUCACAGGUAAUGACAUUAUUAUCUACCCAGUGGUUCAAGCAAGAAGCAUGGGCAUCGUCAUUGGCUCCUCUCUCCCCAUCCCUCUUCCCCAACACCCAGUUCGUGUUGCUUUAUUUUGUUUGUUUGAGACAAGAGUCUCGCUCUGUUGCCCAGGCUGGAGUGCGGUGGUGCGAUCUUAGCUCACUGCAACCUCUAGCUCCUGGGUUCAAGCAAUUCUCCUGCCUCAGCCUCCUGAGUAGCUGGUACUACAGGUAUGUGCCACCACAUCCAGCUAAUUUUGUAUUUUUAGUAGACACUAAAAUGUAUUUUGUAUUUUUAGGGGUUUCACCAUGUUGGCCAGGCUGGUCUCAAACUCUGACCUCCUGAUCUGCCUGCCUCGGCCUCCCAAAGUGCUGGGUUUACAGGUGUGAGCCACCGUGUCUGGCUGUUCACGGUGAUUCUGUCUCCUAAUAGCCCCCGAAUUCUUCCACUUCUCUUCAUCUCCACUGCCACUACCCUAGUCUGGGCUAGCAUUGUUUCUGCCUGAAGACUGUGUAGCUUUCUCCUCCGACUCCCAUGUCCUCUCCUGCCUCCCACCUCUGCAGAGUGAUUUCUCAAAAAUGCAGAGCUGUUCAUGUCUAUCUGCUGUAUAAACCCAUCCAAAUGGUUUCUACUACUCUUAGAAUCGAGUCCAGAUUCCUGUUCUGUUAGGCCUUUGAUUUUACCUGUCCCGUUUCCCAUUUGUAUUAUGCUUGAUGUUCCAGACAGACUCACUCCCCUCUGUUUAGCUCCUUACCAGGCCUCUCGCCUCUGCGGCUUUGCAAAGAUCCUUGUUUUUCUAGCGUGCCACCCACCUUUAUGUAACAAACUGCUACUCUUCCUUCAGGUCUCAGCCCACUCCGAGAAUCCUUCCCUGAUCCCAAAAGUCCAGGCCACAUCCCUUGCUAUGCGCUCCGUGGCACCCUGGGCUUCCCCUCAAUUGAAGUCCCUUGUUCCAAGUCUAUAUCCCUCAUGUGUGCCCUCCAGGAGGAGGUCCUUGACAGUGUCGUUCCCUGAGUGACAGUAUGGGCAGGGCUGUUUCACAGUGCUUUGUCUCAUUCUGUAGUCGCAGGCUGCCCCUCCAGCCUGACCAGGCAGAGGGGGCUGCACAAAGCCCUUCCUGCUUGCGGGAGCAUGGCCCAAUGUUGCAGGCACUCUCAGGGGGCUGCCCACACAGAAAGGUUUCCUGAAGCCCCACAGGAUGCCAAGACCUGGGCCCCACUGCAGCGGGUCUCAGGUCUCUACUGUCUUGCUGUUUGCUGCCCCCAAGUGUCCAAUGACAGAAGUUUUAUUUGUUUUCCACCACCAGAGGGUCUUACACACAGCAAGUGCUGGGAGAGCGCCGCAAGCCAGGCCCCAGGAUACUGACUGUCCUGCUGCCGUGGGAGACAUUCCUUCACCAGGCUCACCACUGACUGAUGGCCACCCCGCUUCUUUCCAGCCUUUCUCCAUUAUCCAUGUUCUGGUUUGGGCAGUGUCCCAGACACAGUUCAGAGGGAAGCCCAUUGGUUGGCUGGCCUAUUGGAGAGCAGAGGAUGCCCUGGCUGGGAGCCUCUCUAAAACAGGUGGCCCCCACCAGGCGAUCCCAUCUGGAUGCUCUCACCCACACUCCUCCUCUGUGCUUAGCCCCUGCCUGCUGCUUCCCCGGCCAGUAGUGCUCCUUCCAGCAACUGAGGAUAACAGUAACAUAUGCUUAGUUCAGUGUUGUGUCUUUUUCUGUGCAACUGAAGGACCCUGGUGGCUGCUAGACAGAUGUUAAAUUAAGAAAGAAAAGACACUAGGCCGGGUGCGGUGGCUCACGCCUAUAAUCCCAGCACUUUGGGAGGCCAAGGCGGGUGGAUCACAAGGUCAAGAGAUCGAGACCAUCCUGGUCAACCUGGUGAAACCCCGUCUCUACUAAAAAUACAAAAAUUAGCUGGGCAUGGUGGUGCGCGCCUGUAGUCCCAGCUACUGGGGAGGCUGAGGCAGAUUGCUUGAACCCAGGAGGCGGAGGUUGUGAUGAGCCGAGAUCGUGCCAUUGUACUCCAGUCUGGGUAACAACAGUGAAGCUCCGUCUCAAAAGAAAAGAAAAGACACUUACUGAUUCUCCCUGCCUUUCCACUUACACAGGGCCAAUCUCCUUCAUUUGACCUGAUAACAAGAAUUCAUGACUUUGAAUGAUUGGACGAAUCAGGUAGAAAGGGAAAAUGCUUGGCCGGGCGUGGUGGCUCACGCCUAUAAUCCGAGCACUGUUUGAGGCUGAGGCAGGCAAAUCACUUCAGGUCAUGAGUUUGAGACCAGCCUGGCCAACAUGGUGAAACCCUGUCUCUGCUAAAAUUACAAAAAUUAGCUGGGCAUGGUGGCUUGUACCUGUAGUCCCAGCUACUCAGAAGGCUGAGGUGGGAGGAUCACUUGAACCUGGGAGGUGGAGGCUGCAGCCAGCCGAGAUGGCGCCUCUGUACUCUAGCCUGGGUGACAGUACGACUCCAUCUCAAGAAACAAACAAAAAAACCACAGAAGUUCAUUUCCUACACUCAAAACAUUCAGUGUUAUCUUGUCUUCAUGGCACUCCUCAGUGCUGGAAGAACCAGUCUCCUUUUAUUUAUUUAUUUUUUUUUGAGAGGGAGUCUCACUCUGUUGCCCAGGCUGGAGUGCAGUGGUGCAAUCUGGGCUCACUGCAACCUCUGCCUCCUGGGUUUAAGUGAUUCUUCUGCCUCGGCUUCCCAAAGAGCUGGGACUACAGGUGCGCACUGCCAUGCCUGGCUAAUUUUUGCAUAUUUAGUAGAAACAGGGUUUCACCAUAUUGGCCAAGCUGGUCUGGAACUCCUGACCUUGUGAUCUACCUGCCUUGGCCUCCUUUUAUCUUUUUUUCCUGAGACAGGGUCUUGCUCUGUUGCCCAGGCUGGAGUGCAGUGGUACAAUCACAGUUUACUGCAGCUUCAACCACCUGGGCUCAAGGGAUUCUCCCACCUCACCCUCCCAAGUCAUUUCCUCUUAUCUUGUUGCUCUGUAUGGUGCCAAUUCCCAAAGUUACUUCAGUUUGGCUGCUGGACUUCCAGCUGCAAUGUCUGCAUUCCAGACAACAGGAAGCAAGAAUGGAUAAAGAGAAAAAUGUAUCCUUCUUGUAAGAACACUUGGAAAUUGUAUACAUCAUUUUAUCUCCCAUUGGCCACAAUUUAAUCAUAACUGGGAGGGAAACUGGGAGAUGUCAUCUUUAUGUUCGGCAGCCACAACCCCAGCUAAAAUGCUGAAACAUUCUUUUUUUUUUUUUUUUGAGAUGGAUUCUUGCUCUGUCGCCAGGCUGGUGUGCAGUGGUAUAACCUCGGCUCACUGUGACCUCCGCCUCACAGGUUCAAGCAAUUCUCCUGCCUCAGCCUCCCAAGUAGCUGGGAUUACAAGUGCACUUCACCAUGCCCAGCUAAUUUUUGUAUUUUUAGUAGAGACUGGGUUUCACCAUGUUGGCCAGGAUGGUCUUGAUCUCUUGACCUUGUGAUCCACUCGCCUCAGCCUCCCAAAGUGCUGGAAUUACAGGUGUGAGCCACCGCAACCGACCAUUUUUUUUUUUUUUUUUUUUGAGACAGUCUUGCUCUGUCGCCCAGGCCAGACUGCAGCGGCGCGAUCUCAGCUCACUGCAAUCUCUGCCUCCCUGAUUCAAGCGAUUCUCCUGCGUCAGCCUCCUAACUGGGAUUACGGGUGCACACCACCACACCCAGGUACAUUUUUUGUUGAAGACGGGGUUUCACUGUGUUGGCCAGGCUGGUCUCAAACUUGAGUGAUCCACCAGCCUUGGCCUCCCAAAGUGUUGGGAUUUUAGGCGGGAGCCCCUGCGCCUCGCCAGAACAUUGUUUCUAGAGAGGAAUCAAUUAUUGAAGAACAACCGGCAGCCUCUCCCACAGGGAGUGCUGGGGAAGUCAGCAGAACACAAAGUGAGUGAAAGGGAAAUAGUGAAUGGCAUGUGCCUACAAUGGCCAAGGUUUUCUUUGAACUGGGUGAACAGUCUGGCAGUAGAGGAUCCUGACUCCCUAGCCUGGGAAGAUGAUACAUGAAGUUGAGGUUUGAAAAUAAAAGCCACCACUUGGAGGGGCUGCAGAAAUGACUCUGAGGAUAGCUGGUUUUCCUUGAAGGCAAGGAGGGGCAGAGAGAUAGCCUGGAGAGUUCACCAGAGGGCCCGUGGGAUUGGGUGGGUGGGAAUGGAGCUGGGUUAGGGUCAGCAAGGAUAGGGUUAUAUGGCUACUGGAUGAAAAGCCAGUUGAUUUGGUCUUGAUAGUGCCUGAGGAGGGUGAGUCUUACUUGGGCAUUGGGACCCAAAACAGAAACUGCUCCCUCUUCAAAAUCCACGAAUCUAACAUCACAGCCAACCAGGAAGUUACCUCACACAUCAUUCUCUGAAUUUUGCCAUCAAGCACUUAAUAAACUUGGUAUCUAAGCCUUGGCACCAGCCUCCAAAUUGUACAUUCAACACUUUAAAGACACACAUAUCCUUUCCAAGGGUAAGGAAAGAACAUUCCAUUGUCAAAAAUGAUCCUGAGGAGUCCCAUACUGCUCAGGGUAGCUCAGUUUGCAAAGCAAUGAGAAAAACACCUGAAAUAGUUUUUCCCAUACCCAUCAUUUAACACUGCUUCAUUAUUUUAAGUUUCUUCUUAGGGUGGCUACUCUACCAGGAGCACACAGAAGGGCUCAGCCUCCCAGCCCAGUUCUCCAGGCCCUCAUGCUCUCAGGGAUCUGAGAUUAUAGUUUCCAUUCCCAGGGAAACGCCUUUCAUCAAGAUGUGAACAUUCUAGGAGGCCAGCCAACUUAAGCUGUACAACAGAACAGUCAUGAGGAAGGGACCUCUAUACACAGUUCUGUGAGCAAAGGAAGCACUGGACAGCAAAGGAAGCAGACAGCUGCCAGCAGGAAGUCCAGAUACACUGCCUCCAGGAAGUGAGACUGCAGGAUGCUGAGAAACAGAUUUAGUAUGGAUGGGCACA
Messenger RNA from Callithrix jacchus (white-tufted-ear marmoset), 8596 nucleotides. It is a transcript of the gene SLC25A35, whose product is annotated as solute carrier family 25 member 35. The record is from RefSeq and is a predicted model, not a curated record. NCBI's taxonomy places the organism in Eukaryota, Metazoa, Chordata, Mammalia, Primates, Cebidae.